Macrobrachium nipponense is the source of this 906-nucleotide messenger RNA. RefSeq names its product zinc finger BED domain-containing protein 5-like. Bases 1 to 906 code for a protein of 301 amino acids. Lineage: Eukaryota; Metazoa; Arthropoda; Malacostraca; Decapoda; Palaemonidae. The record is from RefSeq and is a predicted model, not a curated record. The transcript has a single exon.
AUGUUAGGUAAAAAGAAAGGACUAAAAGCAAAGGUACAUAAUGUGGCUCCUCAUAUACGUUUUACUCACUGUAUUAUUCAUCGAGAAGCUCUCGCUUGCAAAGCCAUUGUUCCCGAACUUAAAACUGUUUUCGAUACAGCUGUCAAAAUCGUCAACUACAUAAAAUCCCGCCCUUUGAAUGCCAGGUUAUUUGCUUCACUGUGCAAAGACAUGGGCUCAGACCAUGAAGCAUUGUUGCUUCACACUGAAAGCAGAUGGCUCUCCAGGGGAAAAGUUUCCACACGGCUCUAUCAGCUGAGAGAUGAGGUCCUCCUAUUCCUUCUGGAAUCAGGCUCUGAAUUUAGUGUAUUCAUGACUGAUAGUAACUGGUUAGGAAAGCUAGUGUAUUUAUCAUGUAUUUUUGAUAAACUUAAUGAGUUAAAUCUUUCCAUACAAGGCCCAAACACAAAUACAUUGUCAUUGUUCAACAAGAUAAAUGCAUUCUCAAAGGCGCUUGAGCGAUGGAUUUCACGAACUGAAGAGGGUCACAUGGAAAUGUUUCCUGAACUUGAAGAGUUUGGAGAGGAAAAUGAGUUAUGUCUGGAUAAUUUGAAAGCAAUAAUAGUUAAUCAUCUUCGAAAUCUUCUUAAUCACUCCAAGAAAUACUUUUUAGAAGAGUCAGAUCUAGAACAGUAUGAUUGGAUGCGAAUGCCAUUCACUGCUCCUGGAAAUCAUUUAUCAUCUGACCUCGGGGAAGCACUGCUUGAAUUAUCUUCUGAUGGAACCUUACGACUCAAGUUUGGGUCAACAACAUUGAACGAGUUUUGGAUAUCGGUAUCGGAGGAAUAUUCUGGUUUAUCAAAGGCAGUACUGAAUAUCUUAACACCGCAUCAACAUAUAUCAAGAAUAAAUACCGAUCUUGAUUGA